Symbiodinium natans is the source of this 756-nucleotide messenger RNA. The record is from the annotation of a GenBank genome assembly. Lineage: Eukaryota; Dinophyceae; Suessiales; Symbiodiniaceae.
AUGCAUGAUGCAAGGCUGAGAGUGGAAACGUGGUCCGCAGUAUGGUCAUUGUUGCGGGAAGAUGGGCAUCGAAUCCUGGCCGCUGAUCUGCCCGGGCAUGGGGCCAGCGACUUGACGCCUGGUUCUUUGGAGAUGGAUUCGCUUUGCGAUGACGUUGUUCGAGUGUUGGAUUUCUUUGACGUGCAAAAUGGCAUUCUCGUUGGACAUGGAGUUGGCGGUUUCAUUGCCAUCCAAUACAUGCUGAACUACCCGAAGCACGCAAGAUGGAGGCUUCCACAUGGCUUUGUUUGCAUAGCGUGUUCCGCCGGCAACCUGCAGGAGACAGUUGGGCAUGAAACGCUGAGACAAUUGUCGAAGCUUUUCAAUGUGGUCCGCUUGCCAGAAAUGGUCGCCUAUUUCGAUAUGUCUGGAGAGGUCUCGAUCUCCAAGCGGCUUGGCACCAAUGCGUCGUUUGCCGCGGUCCGCGUUGCUUUGGAGGCAAGCCGCGUCGCAGCGAGCGAGUGGGCAGUGCGAAAUCUCAGCGACAUGCAGUGGCACUUUGACUUGCACCCUCAAAUACCGGCUCUUGAAUUGCCCAGUGCCCUGCUUCUGAGCUCCCAUGACGAGAGGGUUCCGCGUCCACUUGCUUUGAGAGAUAGCUUCCAAGCCUCUGGGUCCUUGCGCGCCUUCAAGCUGUUGGAAGAUGCAGGCCACUUCAUUCCGCUGACGAGAGCAGGAGAAGUGGCACAGAUCGUGGCCACUGCGCUCUCCCAGUAA